Rhodofomes roseus is the source of this 1861-nucleotide messenger RNA. RefSeq names its product Metallo-dependent hydrolase. Gene Ontology annotation, molecular function: zinc ion binding; guanine deaminase activity. Gene Ontology annotation, biological process: guanine metabolic process. Gene Ontology annotation, cellular component: cytosol. The transcript has 2 exons. NCBI's taxonomy places the organism in Eukaryota, Fungi, Basidiomycota, Agaricomycetes, Polyporales, Fomitopsidaceae. Bases 156 to 1583 code for a protein of 475 amino acids. The record is from RefSeq and is a predicted model, not a curated record.
GAUGAUCCCACCUCACAAAUGAGUCUGCACGGACGGAUUCGCCCAUGCCAAAAUCAUCUACAGUCUAUCAAGUAUGAAAAAGAUCGCACAGGCACCUUCAGGAGUCGCCUGCUCAAGCUCAAGGAGGGUCCUUAUUUCUCGUCCAGACCAUAACCAUGACCCCCGCAGGUCUCAUUUACGUCGGCACCUUCAUCGACGCCCCCACGCAUGAGGCGCUGAGGGUGCGGACCAACCACCUCUGCAUCGUCGACGGCAAGGGUAGGAUAGUUCUCCUCCACCCGCUGCCCGAAGGUACCACGGACGAUGUGGAGAAGAUCAAAACAUUCGUUGCGGAGGAGCACCGUGGCCUCGAUGUCUUGCUCAUGAAGGAAUGGGAGUUCAUCUGUCCCGGUAUGAUCGACUGCCACAACCACGCCCCGCAGUACCACCAGAUCGGGACCGCCACGGACUACACCCUCUUCAACUGGUUGUUCAAUGUGACCUUCCCCAACGAGGCCAAGUGUCGCGACCUGGACUACGCGCGGGACCUCUACACGAAACUCGUACGGAGGUUGCUCCGCAAUGGGACGACCAGUGUGCAGUUCUUCGCGACGAACGACAUCGAGCCAACCAAAUUGCUCGUGGACAUCUGCGCAGAGCAUGGGCUCCGUGCUUUCGUGGGGCUCGUCACAGCCGACAGGGAUUCACCGGACUACUACAUCCAGACCACGGAGGAGGCUCUCUCGCUCACCGAGUCAUUCAUCCAAUGGACACUAGCGCACCCGUCCGGACGAGACAAGCUCGGCGAGCAAGACGCACUGGUGCACCCAGUCAUCACACCGCGCUUCGUCCCGACCUGCACGCUCCCCCUACUGCACGGCCUCGGCGGGCUCGCAGCCAAAUACGACGUCCGCGUCCAGUCGCACGCUGCCGAGACCGUCGACCAGGUCCUGCGCGUCAAGGCACUCCACCCGACGAUCGGCGGCGGGCGCGACGUCGCGAUCUUCGAGUCCUGCGCGCUGCUCACCGGGCGCACGACGCUCGCGCACGGCACGCACCUGCGCGACUACGAGGUGCGGCGCAUGGCGGAGGUCGGCGCGGCCGUCUCCGCGUGCCCCAUCGCGAACAUCCUGCACUCGCGUGCGGUCGUGCCUGCACCGCGCUACAAGGCGCUCGGGCUGAAAGUCGGGCUCGGCACGGACAUCGCGGGCGGGUACUCUGCGAGCAUGCUUGGUCCGCUGAGGAUGGCGGUCGUUGACGACCGCACGGACUCGUUCGUGAAGGUGGCGAGGGAGGACAUGCCGCUCGAGGAGUAUCCGGACCCGGACCCGAAGACCGAGUGGCCUGUGGGGCAUGUGUGGGCGUACCAUAUCGCGACGGUGGGCGGGGCGGAGGCGCUGGGGAUCGCGGAGCAUGCUGGGACGAUCGACGUGGGGAAGCACUUCGAUGCGGUGCUGGUUGACGGGAACAGGGAGGACCAGGCGUAUGAGUAUUGGCCUGCGGAGACGAAGGAGAUACGGUUCGAGAGGUGGAUCAACACUGGCGAUGAUAGGAAUGUGAGGGGCGUGUGGGUCCGGGGCGCGCAAGUGGUUUGGAAAGAAUAGGUCACCGUCAAGAGGUCUGUACGAUCCAGUGUCCUGUACAGUUUACCUGUAAACCGACACAACAGACAGCAAAGUAUGGACUUCAGUGUGCAUCAGAAGACAAUUCUGUACAAUACCGAAACGAAACUCUAUCGUAUCGUAUAACCAAAGCCACCGCGGACAAGUUCCGGUCCCCUGAUGUCACGACUCAUCCAAUGAGUCAAGGAGAUGCAAGCUUUGUGAUGAUGCACCUUCGCAGAUGUAGCGAUCCUCGAGCCCGGCCUGGUCCCGUCACAUCU